Messenger RNA from Cryphonectria parasitica EP155, 1317 nucleotides. RefSeq lists its product as uncharacterized. The annotation marks the transcript as partial. The record is from RefSeq and is a predicted model, not a curated record. Lineage: Eukaryota; Fungi; Ascomycota; Sordariomycetes; Diaporthales; Cryphonectriaceae. The transcript is spliced from 3 exons. Gene Ontology annotation, cellular component: endomembrane system.
AUGAAGUUCUCGGUACUCUCUCUUGGCCUGCUGGCCGUUCUCAGCCCUCUGACGGCUGCUUGGUCCAAGGAUGAUCGCGAGAUCUUCCGCGUUCGUGACGAGCUCGCCCAGUUCGAAGGACCCGAUGUGACCUUCUACGACUUCCUCGGCGUGACCCCCUCUGCCAGCCAGGACGACAUCAACAAGGCCUACCGCAAGAAGUCCCGCUUGCUACACCCUGACAAGGUUAAGCAGCAGCUCACGGCCGAGCGCACCAAGGCAAAGAAGGAUGCGAAAAAGAACAAGAAGGCUGGCGUCACUGUGGCCAAGGCCCCCUCUCAGUCCGAGAUCAAAACUGCCGUCAAGGAAGCUUCCGACCGCCAGGCCCGUCUGUCCAUCGUCGCCAACAUCCUGCGCGGACCGGGCAGAGAACGAUAUGACCACUUCAUGGCAAACGGCUUUCCCGUGUGGAAGGGCACCGGCUACUACUACAACCGCUACCGGCCCGGGCUGGGCACUGUUAUGACUGGUGUAUUCCUUGCGCUGGGUGGUGGUGCCCACUACAUUGCGCUGUACAUGGGCUGGAAGCGCCAGCGGGACUUUGUCGAGAGGUACAUCAAGUUUGCGCGGCACGCCGCCUGGGGUGAUAACCUGGGGAUCAACAUGCCAGGCCUGGACGCUGGUGCACCUGUAGGCACUGCGGCCCCGCCUAUGCCUGAGGAGGACCCCAGGGCUAUGCCUACAAACCGCCGGAUGCGGCGCAUGCAGGAGCGCGAGAACAAGAAGGAGAGCAGCCAGGAGAGGGGUGGCAGCAAUGUCCGCCGGAAGCUGGCCGCACGCGCUGCGCAGGGCUCGGGGACUGCGACGCCUGUCCCUGCUGAAGGCGGCCCUCAGGGCGCCAAGAAGCGUGUCGUUGCGGAAAACGGCAAGAUUCUGGUAGUCGACUCGCUGGGUGAUGUGUACCUCGAGCAGGAGGACGAGGACGGCAACGUGGAACUCUUCCUGCUUGAUCCCAACGAGAUUGGCAAGCCCACUAUAAAUGACACCGCCCUCGUACGCAUGCCUAUCUGGUUUUACGGCCUGACUGUCGGUCGCAUCCUCAACAAGAAGAAUCCCAACACAGAGGACGACGUCGAGGGCGAGGAAGAGGAUAUCAUUGCCGCGGAUACGGACUCGUCGGGUGCAGGGGGCAAGCACACUCCGAGCACGGGCUCAGUGGACGACGACUUCGAGCUGCUCGACAAGUCGAUGGAGGAUGUCUCCGCGACCACCGCCACCAAGACGACCGGCAGCCAGCCGCAGCCUACCAAGAACAACAACAACAAACGUAAGAGCAAG